CCCGAGGCGAGCGAGAUGCGGAAGUGGACGAAGAAGCUGGGCCACACCCUCUCCCGCCUCCUCACCUCCAAGCCCCCCUUCGCCUUCUCCCGGCCCAGGCCCACCCCUCCCGCUCCCCUUCGCCCCCCUCCGUCUCCGCCCGUCUCCUCGAUCCAGCCGCAGCCGCCGGGGCUCCCCCCCUUCCCCGCCGCCCCCACCAUGCCGCACCACGGCAGCCACCGCCGGCCGGCGCCCGCCCCGGGCGGCCACGUGUUCCCGCGCGCCGCCUCCACCGUCCUCCCCGACCCGUCCCGCUUCUUCGCGCCGGAGCUCCUCGCCGCGCCGCUCCCCACCAACUCCUUCUUCCAGAACUUCGUCCUGAAGAACGGGGACCAGCCGGAGUACCUCCACCCCUACUCCGUGCGCUCCCCCGGCGGGGCGGCACUCGACGUCUGCUACCCGUCGCGGAACCACUCCCCGUCCUUCGACAUCCAGACCUUCGUCGCGGACCUCACCGUCGCCGACGCCGCGGGGGGCGCCGAGCGCCACCGCAUCGCGGCCUUCGACGACCUCUCCGUCACGCUCGACGUCUCCCCGACGCUCCGCGCGCACCUCGUCCGCGGCUGCCCCUACGUCACCGUCGUCACCACGACGGGGCCCGUCGACGUCUCCGUCGCGUCCGUCCACGCCUUCGUCGACGUCGCCGCCUGCGACGGCGCCGGCACCAAGUGGCGCCUCGGGAUGAACAGCGGCCAGACGUUCCUCCUCUACGCGUCGGCGCCGAUACACCUCGCGCAGGCCGGCACCACGCGGCUCUCGGCGCCCGGGUUCGCCGGCGCCAUCCGGGUCGCCUACCUGCCCGACGCGUCCAUGGAGCCCGUCCUCGACCGCUACAGCGGCUGCUUCCCGACGGCGGGCGACGCCGCGCUGCACCGGCCGUUCUGCGUCGACUACUCGUGGCGCAAGGCGGGGCACGGGGAGCUGCUGAUGCUCGCCCACCCGCUCCACCUGCGGCUGCUCUCCGACGACUGUGGCGUCCGCGUGCUCGACGACUUCCGGUACCGGAGCAUCGACGGCGACCUGGUGGGCGUGGUCGGGGACUCGUGGGCGCUGCGCGCGGACCCGGUGUCGCCCACGUGGCACUCGACGCGCGGCGUGAGCGAGGACGGCGUGGCCGAGGUGGCCGCCGCGCUCCGCGCCGACGUGGCCGGCCUCGCGUCUGCCCCGAUCACCACCACGUCGUCCUACUUCUACGGCAAGGCGGUCGCGCGCGCGGCGCGGCUGGCGCUGAUCGCGGAGGAGGUCGGGUGCCCCGACGCGAUCCCGGCGGUGCAGAGCUUCCUGCGGGCGACCGUGACGCCGUGGCUGGACGGCAGCUUCCAGGGGAACGGCUUCUUCUACGACGCCAAGUGGGGCGGGCUGGUGACGCUGCAGGGGCUCCGGGACUCGGGCGCCGACUUCGGGUUCGGCAUCUACAACGACCACCACUACCACCUGGGCUACUUCCUGUACGCCAUCGCGGUGCUGGCCAAGAUCGACCCCUGCUGGGGCCGCAAGUACAUGCCCCAGGCCUACUCCAUGGUGGCCGACUUCAUGACGCUGUCGCGGAACAGGGCCGGCGGCAGCUUCACCCGGCUCCGGAUGUUCGACCUGUGGAAGCUCCACUCGUGGGCGGGCGGGCUGACGGAGUUCGCGGACGGGCGCAACCAGGAGAGCACCAGCGAGGCCGUGAACGCCUACUACUCGGCGGCGCUGGUGGGGCUGAGCUACGGGGACACGCACCUGGUCUCGCUCGGCGCGACGCUGACGGCGCUGGAGGCGCUGGCGGCGCAGACGUGGUGGCACGUGCGCGCCGGGGAGGGGAUCUACGAGGAGGACUUCGCCGCGGCAAACCGCGUGGUGGGGGUGCUGUGGGCGAACAAGCGCGACAGCGGGCUGUGGUUCGCACCGCCCGAGUGGAAGGAGUGCCGGCUGGGGAUCCAGCUGCUGCCGGUGCUGCCCAUCAGCGAGGCGCUGUUCCCGGACGUGGCGUUCGUCAGGGACCUGGUGGCGUGGACGGAGCCGGCGCUGGCGCGGGACGGCGUGGGCGAAGGGUGGAAGGGGUUCGUGUACGCGCUGGAGGGGAUCUACGACCGGGAGGCCGCGCUUGCCAAGACGCGGGCGCUGACGGGGCACGACGACGGCAACUCGCUGGCCAACCUGCUCUGGUGGCUCCACAGCCGCGGCAGCGUCGUCGGGGACGGCGACGGCGCCGGGUUCGGACGCUGCUGCUGGUACCGCCAGUACUGCCACUGACCGUUGCUGUGGAGUGUAUGUUGAAAGAGUGGAUACGUUGAAAAGUCAUACGAAUAGUAGUUGUCCGUUCGUUGUGGUUACGCACACACACGAUGCUUUAUGCCGCUUUUAUUUGAAAUAAAAAGUCGUUACCGCCGUGAUGGCAUGCGAUCCAUAGGAUGAUGGGUCGUGGACUUC
This is a messenger RNA of Panicum hallii, 2451 nucleotides long. Its product is annotated as probable endo-1,3(4)-beta-glucanase ARB_01444. Gene Ontology annotation, molecular function: endo-1,3(4)-beta-glucanase activity. The transcript has a single exon. The record is from RefSeq and is a predicted model, not a curated record. The coding region runs from base 16 to 2274 and encodes 752 amino acids. Lineage: Eukaryota; Viridiplantae; Streptophyta; Magnoliopsida; Poales; Poaceae.